Metarhizium robertsii ARSEF 23 is the source of this 1305-nucleotide messenger RNA. Its product is annotated as acyltransferase. Bases 1 to 1305 code for a protein of 434 amino acids. NCBI's taxonomy places the organism in Eukaryota, Fungi, Ascomycota, Sordariomycetes, Hypocreales, Clavicipitaceae. Gene Ontology annotation, cellular component: endomembrane system. The record is from RefSeq and is a predicted model, not a curated record. Gene Ontology annotation, molecular function: acyltransferase activity. The transcript is spliced from 4 exons.
AUGCCUGAGUUCGCGGAGAAUGACAGCCCGGAGAGCAAUGCCCCGACUCCAGAGAUUGCUGCAGGGUUCAAGAAUGACGAGGAACAGCCAGCCAACUCAUCACGGUUUGUCCACCCUUCGGGCAAGAGCGGUCAUGGGCUUGGUAUGCAAAUACUACGGGGCAUUACAUUCACCGUUUACUUUACAUUUUGCUGCUUUGCAAUCGUCAUCACUCAAACUAUCGGUGCCCCAUUGUACUUUAUCAACCGCGAGUGGUUUUACGCAUACAUGGCCAUGACAAAGCAGUCCUUUGCACUCACGAUUACUGUCAUGACUCAUAUUUGGGGCCCUGCUCUCGUUCGUAUUAGCGGUGAUGAGUCUGUAGCUGGACAAAUUUUGGCCACUCCUGGUGGCGGCGUCGAGUUCAAAUUUCCGGAACGCAUGGUUAUGAUUGCAAACCACCAAAUCGCCGCCAGACAGGGGCUAACGCCAGUCGCCGCGCAGAUUUACACAGAUUGGCUGUACUUGUGGUGGGUUGGUUAUGCAAAUCGGCCAGGAAUGCAUGGGCACAUCUACAUCAUUCUCAAAGAAUCUCUAAAGUACAUACCAUUCAUAGGAACUGGCAUGAUGUUUUACGGUUUCAUCUACAUGUCGAGAAAGAUGGCUACGGAUCAACCCAGGCUGGCUUAUCGAUUGAACAAACUCAAGCAGAAGAAGAUUGACCCAUCGGGCAGGGCUUAUUUUGACCCCAUGUGGCUUCUUCUGUUCCCGGAAGGCACUAAUCUGUCCAGAAAUGGCCGGAAAAAGUCUUCUCAGUGGGCAGAAAAGAAUGGUCUCAAGGACCCCGAUCAUGUCAUGUUGCCCCGAAGCACAGGCAUAUUCUUCUGUCUGAAUGAGCUGAAGGAUACAGUGGAUUAUGUAUACGACUGUACUGUGGCCUACGAAGGAAUACCUCGAGGUAAAUACGGAGAAGAAAUCUUUGGGUUGGCAAGCACAUACUUUCAGGGCCGCCCCCCGAAGUCGGUAAAUCUGUACUGGCGGCGAUUUCGGCUUGCUGACAUCCCCCUCAACGACCAGAAGGAAUUUGACAUCUGGCUUCGGGACCAAUGGUAUAAGAAGGAUGCGUUAAUGGAGGAGUAUCUCAAAAAGGGCCGUUUCCCAGCCUUGACCAGGGGCAAGACCGAGUAUGUUGAGACUGAAGUCAAAACUAGACACCCGUGGGAAAUCUUGCAAAUAUUCACCGUUGUGGGAACCGCUGGGUUGCUGUGGCACAACGUGCGGAAGUUUCUGUCAACAAUCGCAGCCAAAGUGGGCGUAAUGGUAUGA